AGCCGCUGCCACAACAAAAGCAGAGAACGACUAUGAUGAUGAGGGGCCUGCACAAGAAGCGCCACUAUGAUCACCAGCCGCAACAGGCUUGGCCCAUGAUGCGGUGCGAUGAAGACGACAUCGCAGACCACCCUUGCAAACAAGCGAAACGCGGAAACGAUGGAGGUGCGAUGAACCCGUCUGCACACAUCCACACAGCCGUGUCCGCCGCACAGCCCAUGGGUGUACAGCAACCAACACACGGAUUUUCAUCUCGUUGCUUCCACCACAACUUGCAGCAGCAACACUCGCCACAACAACCAUUGUUACAGCAACAACAGCAUGAGGCACAGAACGACACCAUCCCUAACGAACUCGUCAUGCUUGAUCUGGCGCGGCAGGAGCAGCAGUGGCGCGAGAAGCUGAGCCGCCUGACCGAAGAUGCAUUGGAGCGCGAGCUCGAGCAGUACAGGCAAUUCCUCGCUCAACGACAACAACAGGAGGAGAUGAUCAAGCACAUGCAAAUGCAGCAGGAACAACAGCAGUGGCAAUUGCAACAACAGCAGCAACAACAGCAACAACAACAACAACAACAGCUGUCGUUUUGUGCCCCAGCACAGCAAUUUCAGAUGCACCAGCAGGCCAUGUUCCCUUGAGUUGCCCUUCUCCCACUGCCUCCAUUUCUCUCUCCGCUCAUGGCUCUCAGUAGUGCUCGUGUUAUGUGCAUGCAUAGGUGUGCUGGGAGCAUAAUCGCUCGACUGUGGCGUGAGUUGUUAUCGCGCUGCGCUCUCUGUGUCUUCUUCUCUGCUCUGUCUCUCUUCUUCUCUCCUUUUCCUUUAGUCAACUUGCGUUUCUUGGUCUGUGUUGUGGCGGUGUGGUGUUGUCACUGACGUCAUAUCAAGUCGAGAAGCAAGCGUCGCCUGGUGUCCGGUUCCACUCGAUUACAUAUCCCACUAUGAUGACUCCCACUCCUUACAAAGCGCGCAACAAUGAAC
Molecule: messenger RNA, 974 nt
Organism: Salpingoeca rosetta
Lineage: Eukaryota; Choanoflagellata; Craspedida; Salpingoecidae
Exons: 3
Coding region: 33-635 (200 amino acids)
Source: RefSeq, a predicted model, not a curated record